Molecule: messenger RNA, 2038 nt
Organism: Carya illinoinensis
Lineage: Eukaryota; Viridiplantae; Streptophyta; Magnoliopsida; Fagales; Juglandaceae
Product: exopolygalacturonase-like
Exons: 5
Coding region: 64-1260 (398 amino acids)
Biological process (GO): carbohydrate metabolic process
Molecular function (GO): polygalacturonase activity
Source: RefSeq, a predicted model, not a curated record
GACGACAACAACAACCAAAAAAAAAAAAAAAGCAGAGGUGCGAUAGAUAGAUAAAAGAUCAAGAUGGCUGUGAAUAUAAUCCUCGCGUUGAUGUCCUUGGUGUUUCUGGUGGCAUUUAAUGCCGUUGAUCAUGCCCAGGCCGCAGUUUUUGAUGUGACAACACAUGGAGCAAAGCUUGGUGGAGAUAUAACUGCGGCUUUGACCAGUGCCUGGAAAGAUGCAUGCGCAGCAGGUGGUAAUAACCAAGUUGUGGUUCCAAAAGGGACAUUCAAAUUAGGUGAAGUGAGUUUAGAAGGACCUUGCAUGGGACCUAUUGAAUUCCAGAAUCAUGGCACCAUCCAGGCUCCAGCAGACCCCAGUAAAUUCAAGGAUUUUUGGAUCCAAAUCAUUCAUGUUGCUGGGUUCACUCUGUCAGGGGGUGGAACUUUCGAUGGGCAAGGACAACUAGCUUGGAAAUCAAAUAACUGUGCCAAUGACGCCAACUGCGGAGUAUUUGCCGCUAAUUUGAAGUUCAGCUUCCUCACAAAUGCAUUAGUGAAGGACAUAACAUCACUAAACAGCAAAUAUUUCCACAUAAUCUUGUUGGGCUGCGAACGCAUGCAGUUAGAACAACUAACCAUCACUGCACCUGCAGAUAGCGCCAACACCGAUGGAAUCCACAUUGGACGUUCAACUUUUAUUACAAUUAGCGAAAUAAAGAUUGGAACUGGUGAUGAUUGUAUCUCCAUUGGUGAUGGAAGCCAAGGCAUUACUAUCACAAAAGUAACAUGCGGACCUGGCCAUGGCAUCAGCAUUGGAAGCCUUGGAAAAUACAAGGACGAGGAACCUGUGACUGGAAUCACAGUCACCGAUUGCACCAUUACCGAUGCCACAAAUGGCGUGAGGAUAAAGACAUGGCCUGCUAGCCCUAGUCCUGGUACUGCAACCGGUCUGCAUUUUGAGAAUAUUGACAUGACUAACGUGGACAAUUGUCUCCUUGUAGAUCAAGGAUACUGCACACGCGAUAUAUGCAAUGCUCAGAUUCCCUCUACGAUCAAGAUCAGCGAUGUUAGCUUCAAGAACAUUCGAGGAACUAGUAGUAGUGUAGAGGCUGUCAAGAUAUCUUGUAGCAAGAGCGUACCAUGCGAGAAAGUGCAUCUUGAGAACAUCGACAUUAAAUUCACAGGGUCUGGAGAGUAUAAAGCAAUAUGUGAGAAUGUCAAACCCACAUUUGCUGGAAUUCAAAACCCUCCUGCUUGUACGGGGUCAUCUGCAGAAUGAGCGGGGGCAACAGAACAGCUUAAACAGAAUGCUCCUCAAAACUAAUUGAGUAAUAUUAAUCAUCAAUCGAGGAGCAUUCUCGUGACCAUCAUGUCCAUGCAUCGCUUUAAAGUAAUGCAUGCAGUCGGCAGCUAGCAAAAAUAUGAUUUUUUUACGUUAUCAGCUUCAAUCGACUUCAAUGUGCAAGAAAAAACUAAAGAAACUAUAAUUUUUUUUUCUUGUCUUUUGGGAUCGAUCUUCCUGGUUCUAGAUUCCCUCUACGAUCAAGAUCAGCGACGAUAGCUUCAAGAACAUUCGAGGAACUAGUACUAGUGUGGAGGCUGUCAAGAUAUCUUGUAGCAAGAGCGUACCAUGCGAGAAAGUGCAUGUUGGGAACAUCGACAUUAAAUUCACAGGGUCUGGAGAGUAUAAAGCAAUAUGUGAGAAUGUCAAACCCACAUUUGCUGGAAUUUAGAACCCUCCUGCUUGUACGGGGUUAUCUGCAGAAUGAGCGGGGGCAACAGAACAGCUUAAACAGAAUGCUCCUCAAAACUAAAUGAGUAUUAUUAAUCCUCAAUCGAGGAGCAUUCUUGUGACCGUCAUGUCCAUUCAUCGCUUUAAAGUAAUGCAUGCAGUCGGCAACUAGCAAAAAUAAGAUUUAGUAGUGUCCCGGUCCAUUUCAUCUAAUCUGUUCCACAUGACUACUUUACCAUUGGUUGUAACGAUGAGUUUAGAUAUAUUUAUAAACAAUUAUAAAAUUAUUGGGACCCACCUUAUAUAUCUACAUAUAUUGACAUUA